AUGGAUGAAGGAAAUCAGUCGGUAGUGUCAGAAUUUGUGCUUCUGGGACUUUGCCACUCUUGGAAUACACAGCUCUCACUCUUCCCGGUAUUUUUAAUGCUUUACCUGAUCAUUGUAUUUGGAAAUGUUCUCAUCGUGACCUUAAUCAUCAUUGACCACCAUCUCCAUUCCCCCAUGUACUUCUUCUUGGCCAACCUGUCCUGACUCCACUACUCUACCAUUAUGAGCCUACGAAGGUGCAUUGGGUUGGUGGUGAGUUACUGGAUCACUGGCUUUGUGCAUGCUUUCAGUCAAAUGGUGAUGAUUAUACAGCUGUCAUUCUGUGGUCCCAGAGAAAUAGACAGCUUCUUCUGUGAUAUACCUCUGGUUGUAGAGCUUGCCUGCAUGGAUACUUCUACCUUGGGAAUAUUCUUGAAUGGUGCCAGUGGAGUUCUAGGUUUGACCUUUGUUGUGUUACUGAUAUCCUACACGUACAUUCUUCUCACUGUCCGCCAGCGCUCUAAAACUGCUGUGUCUAAGGCUCUCUCCACCUGCACUGCCCACAUCACUGUAGUGGUGCUCUUCUUUGGGCCCUGCAUCUUCAUCUACGUGUGGCCACUGAGCAUUCCUUGGGUGGACAAGUUUCUUGCUGUGUUCUACUCUGUUAUUACACCUUUCCUGAAUCCCGCCAUCUAUAGCCUGAGAAAUAAAGAGAUGAAAAAUGCUAUGAAGAGGCUCAGAAACUAUUAUGUAGAUUCCGAGGUUAGUAUUUAA
Tupaia belangeri chinensis (Chinese tree shrew) is the source of this 753-nucleotide messenger RNA. RefSeq names its product olfactory receptor 4K3-like. The record is from RefSeq and is a predicted model, not a curated record. Lineage: Eukaryota; Metazoa; Chordata; Mammalia; Scandentia; Tupaiidae. Gene Ontology annotation, molecular function: olfactory receptor activity; G protein-coupled receptor activity. Gene Ontology annotation, biological process: G protein-coupled receptor signaling pathway. Gene Ontology annotation, cellular component: membrane.